This is a messenger RNA of Mizuhopecten yessoensis (Yesso scallop), 2897 nucleotides long. RefSeq lists its product as uncharacterized. NCBI's taxonomy places the organism in Eukaryota, Metazoa, Mollusca, Bivalvia, Pectinida, Pectinidae. Gene Ontology annotation, molecular function: G protein-coupled receptor activity. Gene Ontology annotation, biological process: G protein-coupled receptor signaling pathway; cell surface receptor signaling pathway. Bases 1 to 2877 code for a protein of 958 amino acids. Gene Ontology annotation, cellular component: membrane. The record is from RefSeq and is a predicted model, not a curated record. The transcript is spliced from 3 exons.
AUGUCCAAUAAAGAAGAAAAACCUAGAAUGGAAAUCCUAGUCGCCGUUUUGCUUUUGUUGACACAACGCACGUACGCCGUAAAUUUCACCAAUAUAUUACAACAAUAUGCCCUGAUGUGUGGACACUCACAUCUUUGCAACUGGUCUGCAAUUUACGACAUUGUCUUUCCUGCAAGAAUUUACGACGGUCCAGACAUUUGUCCCCAUUGCGCAUGUGACAGACAAUGUAUUGAACGAGGAGACUGUUGCCCGGAUGUUCUGUUUCCACAUCCAGGACUAGCGUGUCUAAAUCUUGCUAUAGUCAAUCCGAACAACGUAAGGAAACAUGCAUUGGCUCUUAUAGAAUGUCCGGCAAAUACGCCAGCGGCAUUAGCCGAAAAAUGCUCCGGGAAAUACAGCAGUAUGGAGAAGUUAACACUGACUCCAGUGGCGUCUGCCAGUAGCUUAGUUGUUUACAGAAACAAGUUCUGUGCUGAAUGUUUUAAGGAAGAGAACACUAUUCCCUGGUCUUUGAAUAUAGACUGUCCGGGUAUGAUUGAUUUGAAUCAUCUAACUUCGUACGAUGCUAUCAUAGAUAUGAUUGAGGGAAAGUCUUGUUCUAUGAUGUACCGAUCUCCGAACAAUCAAAAGUAUGUAAACUGUGAUAGACCGGAAUUAAGGAGUAUUGAAAACAUAGAAGGCUGCAAUACCACAGGAAGGUGGGUCAAGUACGACCCAGACAUAGAAUGGGCAUGUCGAACAGUGGAUCAUCGCUACAAGUACUACAAAAACAUUUUCUGUUAUAUGUGUAACCCAGGGCAACAUAGGAGGAAUGAUCACGUAGUCGGUAGUUGCAACCAAACAGGAGAAUGGGCGGUCUUCGAUAAAAGCCUCCAGCAUGCGUGUGAAACAUCUCCAGCGGCCCCGGAAGCAUAUCCUUUCAAAAACGUCUUUUGUUUCCAAUGUAACAGAAAUACUAAUAACGACGAAAUCUUCUUAGAUUCAACCAUUGAUAUUGAGUCAGAUGAACGUGUUUGGAUGGAAUCAUUAUUCAAGCUAAGAAUAAAAUCUUUUGAUAACUUACAAGUCUACAUAGAGAGUCCAAUGGAUCGUGCUUCUACAACAAACACUACUUACAAUUCCCCAUUGCACGGUAUGACUGUGGAAGACAGGGGGAAGGAAGUUGGACAAUGGGAUGUGUACGACCCGGAUGUAAAAUGGGCGUGCGAGAAUUACAUACCAGACAUCACACAUCAUGUCAGUCAAGGAAUAUCUGAUUACGGUAACAUAUUUUGUAGAAUCUGCAACACGAAUUCAAACAGCAAAACACCCAUAGAUACUUGUAAUGAGAAGGGGCAUAUAGAGCCGACUAAUGUCACCAUGAUAACCAGAUGUGACGUCUACCCAAGGGCACCUUCCAUGCUUACUUAUAAGAACAAGUUCUGUGCAGAGUGCUACCCCAUGGACACCAAACUAUCCAAUGAAAUGUUUUACCAGCCAAAUAUCUACUUCACUGACACAGACAAGUGGUGUGACUCCGGCAUUGAUCCCACUCGUCAACAGUUCCUGCUUCAUACGUCUUUCUUCAUUGCUGCUAUGAUGGACAGAUUAGACACUGAAGAAAAACUGGUCAAUUUGACGUCAUCAAAUUUCAGUGUUAUAGUACAGGAUACAACGUGUCAUGUGCAGUUUGAGUACGACCAGGAAGCUCUCGAGUUGCCAACCACCAUACACACGGCUGACGUAGAGGGUAGCUGUUUCCUUGUCUCUCACGACGAAUUUAGCUAUGCUUCUGAUAAAUAUAAGUUGAGUUAUGUUUCGAAAUUUUUAGCAUGCCAGCACGUCGAAAUCGACGGAGACCAAUACGAAUCGGAGGAUGGUAGUUUCCAUGUCAACCUCUUGCCGAACGGACCGAGGUUACACUUUGGUGAAUUUCGAAAAACAUCUAUCUCUAAACGAGUACAGAUUUGUCUUGAUGACUUUGAAAAAAUGAUGACAUCACAAAUUGUCGCAGAUGAAAAUUCAACAAAAGAAACGGCGAUGUUUGUUCUUCAGGUCAUCUCUUUCGUAUGCGUUUGUUUAUCAAUUCUGGGUCUGUUUUCAACCUUUUUGACCUACUGUUUCUUCUCAUCCCUAAGAACCCUGCCAGGUAAAAACAACAUGUGUUUGAUAGUAUCUUUGUUUUUCUCGCAGUUUCUAACACAGCUUGGAAUAUCACAGCCAAAGGACAAAAUGCUGUGCGCCAUAUUUGGUCUCAUGAUCCACUAUUUUUGGCUAGCGACAUUUCUCAGUAUGAAUGUAUGUUCCUACCACAUGUUCCAAGUGUUUGCGUUCCCAUUAAGACAAGUAAAAUCGAAGAGAAGAGAGUGUUCGACUCAUCUCCGAUAUCUGUUCUACUGUUUAGGUGUGCCCGCUUUGAUCAUUGCAGUGUAUGUGACGGUUUCUGUGAUUGUGUACGACAGUAUCGGGUACGGGAAUAAUGAGAAAUGCUUUAUAGCCUCUUUACCCGCAUUUAUGGCUACAUUUAUUGGGCCUGUGUUCCUGAUCUGUCUGGUAAAUGCUGUAUUCUUCUGUGUCACGGUAUAUACCAUUUCUACGGUCCCUCACGUCUCCUCUAACAAGUCUUCUAGGCGGGAAGUCAGUAUACACAUCAAACUCUUUCUACUGACAGGCAUUUCAUGGAUAUUCCAGCUGAUCGACUCAUUCGUACCCAUGUCUAUAUUUUCUGUUAUAGUAAACUUUGUAAAUGCUUCACAGGGUAUUUUCCUUUUUAUCGCUUAUUCUGUAAACCGCCGGGUACGUACGUUCUAUACACAUCGCUUAUCUUCCCGGUUCACCACCAUAGCGUCACUUACAAAGUCAAGCAAAUCGUCCUCAGUAGAGGAACAUCGAGUUUGAGAUGGCAACCGGAUGUGAUA